This is a messenger RNA of Amborella trichopoda, 3073 nucleotides long. Its product is annotated as bromo-adjacent homology (BAH) domain-containing protein. Lineage: Eukaryota; Viridiplantae; Streptophyta; Magnoliopsida; Amborellales; Amborellaceae. Gene Ontology annotation, molecular function: RNA binding; chromatin binding. The record is from RefSeq and is a predicted model, not a curated record.
UCUCCUUGUGUUUCAUUCACCCUCUCUCUCUCUACUUGUGUUUCAUUCACCCCCUCUUUCUCUCUCUCUACUGCUUGUCACGCAUAAAGCCUCCUCUGAACUGCUUCCCCUCUUUUUUCUAGCUCUUCAAGCUCUAUCACAUACAGAAUCAUCUACAAACCAUUCCCCUCUUCCCCUCCCUUCCUCUCUCCAUUGUAGACAUGCUUCUCCUCAGAUGAGGUAAACUCUCUAUCCAAUGCCCAGAUAUCUGCUAUCUGUUGGGCCCUGAGAACGGAGAAAACCGCAUAUUAACGGGGAAUUGCUCGGCUCUAGCCCUCUGCUCAAGCCCCUUUCUCUCUCUUCCUCUGCAACUCUAACCUCUCUCCACCCAAGUCAUUCUCUCUCUACACUACCCAAGCCCCCUCAAUCUCUCUCUUCCCAAGCCUAUUCUCUCUCUCUACUAGCUGUGCCCCUUUGCAACCCCAAGCACCCCAACUAAUCAUGUACUCUCUCUCUUGCUUAAGCCCUUGAAGAAAUCUCAGGUCGCGUUUAAACAAUUGAUUGAAGUUGGACUAGUUUCUCUGGAGAUUUGCCAGAUAUGUCGCAAUCUGGGGAAACAUGUAAAGAGGGAAACAUAGCAUUUAAAUGGGGAAAAAAGAGAGGAGUUGGAGGGAAGCAACAGGAAGUUCAGUUCUACGAGUCCUUCAGUUAUGAUGGUGUGGAUUACCAUCUCUAUGACUGCGUAUAUCUCUACAAGGAACGUGAACCGGAGCCCUACAUCGGUAAACUUAUCAAGAUAUGGGAACAACGAGUUCAGAAGGUGAAGAAAAUUAAGGUCCUCUGGUUUUUCCGCGCUGUUGAAAUCCUUAAUUGGCUGGACAGUGAUGGAGCUAUGGAGAACGAGUUAUUUUUGGCGUCUGGUGAAGGUCCUGGUCUUGCCAAUAUAAAUCCUCUGGAAGUUUUAGUAGGGAAAUGCAAUGUCGUCUGCACAUCGAAGGAUAAUCGAAAUCCCCAGCCUUCUAAGGAAAUCUUGGAAAUGGCUGACUAUAUUUUCUAUCGGUUGUUUGAUGUUGGGAGCUGUAAAAUAUCUGAAGACAUUGGGGUCAAAGUAGCAGGCAUUGAAGCUAAGUUCAUAUUUAAUAGGGAAGGAAUUCAAAAGCCAAAUUCCAUCUCUGAGCAUGAAUCACAUGGAAAAGAGGGAAUUGGAAAGACUAAUCUGUUUAGCCAAUCUAUGCCUUCGGCAUCCAAGCCAGAUUCGCAAUUUCCAAAUGUAGUCCCAGAAGGUGCAUCACAAGGAGAGAGGACUAAGCAAUUAUCACAAGUUUCUAGUGAGCCAAAGUCACACAUUUCUCCCAAAUUAGAAUUUGACAAGAAUAGUGUGACUGUGAUUGCUAUGGAAAUGGCUGAAGUUGAAUCUAAUGGUGGAAAAGGAAAGGUUUCAGAGGUUUCCAUCAACGAGAAGAGAAAAUUAGUUAAAAAUGCUUCGGAACUUGAUAAAAGGCCUCCCAAAAUGGCAAAGCUUGAUGGCAAGAUUGAUAAACCGAAGCCUAAUGUGUCCUCUGCUCCAGCUCUUGACAAGAACAACACAACUGAUGGACGGUAUAUGGAAUUGAUGAGAAGGCCAGAUACUGACAGAAGCAAAUGGUUCAGGCAAAUUCCUUGGGAGGAGCAAAUGUUAAAAGGUCAUGAGAAUGGAACACUUGUCCUCCUUGAAAAUUUGGACCCAUCAUACACUUCAACAGAAAUUGAGGAAAUAGUUCAUACUGCCUUCCAGGAGAAUUGUCGUGCAAAAGUGAUACCAUUGACUGCCAUUUCCAGUCCCCAUUGUGGUCGUGCUUUUGUUGAUUUCAAAACAAGAGAAGCAGCAGAUAUGGUUAUUCGAAGAUUGGAUGAGGGAUGCUUGAUGCUACCAUCUGGAAGACCACUUGUUGCCAGCAAAGGAAAACAUCUGAUGCCAAGGAUGUCCACAAAAUUUUUUGGCCAUCUCUCUGUUGAAAAGCUCAAGUUUCAAAAUCACCGUGAAGAAAUGAGGAAAGCAGUGUCCACAUCACACUGUUCUCAGCCAAACACGAUUGAGUAUGAGAUGGCCAUGGAAUGGAGAUUAUUACAAGAAAAAUCUGAUUGCUGGUGGAAAGAGCUUUAUAAGCAACAUUCUGAGGAGUUGAAAAAGCUUAGGAACAAUUUACAAAAGAAGUAGGCUUCCUUCCCAGACCAGGAAAUUUUGAAUCGUACUUGACAGUUGCAUCAUGAAUAUAAUUUUAACCUUGUCCGAUAUAGUCAACUCCACACAGUGAUGGUGAUGUGGCACCAUUGAAGUACAAAGAGACAUGUUCUUGAUUCUGUACAAAUUGGCAUUAGAUGAAGAGAAUAUAAUAUAUGGAAUUUCGAACUUCAAAAAAAUGAAUUGAAUCUGUAAAGGUGGUUGACUCCAAGAUAUGUCAUACUGGAUGUUAGAGUGGUGUGAAACAAGUAUUAGCCCCUGAUUCACGGUCUACUACUUUCUACCUGCACCUGUGUAGUUAAGGGAACACCUGAAUCAAGUUUUUCAUUAUCUGAUAUAGGAUUCUUGAAACUCUAGAUGAUAGGUUAUGCUUUUACUCACUGAGUUUCCACAUUAUACUUGAAGGUUGUGUAAUCAAAUUUUGCUCUCAGCUCUGAAUUUCCUUAGCUGUAAGUCUCCAUGUUUUAGUGGGUUUAUCAUUGUGUAUAAUUUAUAGCAGUGUGGGGGCACUGGGUGUAAUUAGCGGUGAAUCUUGGCAUAUCAAAAUUCACCAACAUCAAAAUGAGCGGCAAAUCCCUCCAAAACUUACUAGAACAAGCAUGGAACUUGACAUGGCAGUCAGACAGUCAAUGGAGAACCCACUCAAAUUAGAGAGAAUUUCACCAACAUCAAUGUGGUUCUCCUUUCAUGUAGAAAUAGCAUAUACAUGCCCCAUGACAAUUCCAUUUCGUACCUUUCACAAAUAAUGAUUUUGCUGCUUAAAAACAUUCCUAAUUAAGAUACUCUUAACCCCCAAGAAAUCUUCUUAAUGCAAAUGUCUAUUUGCCAUCCAGCAACAUCUCAAAACAGGCAAAUUUUCCUAAUGAAACCACU